This is a messenger RNA of Aplosporella prunicola CBS 121167, 1268 nucleotides long. RefSeq lists its product as uncharacterized. Lineage: Eukaryota; Fungi; Ascomycota; Dothideomycetes; Botryosphaeriales; Aplosporellaceae. The transcript is spliced from 3 exons. The record is from RefSeq and is a predicted model, not a curated record. Bases 330 to 770 code for a protein of 146 amino acids.
GCUGCGGGAAGCUGCCGUGGCAUCCGCCGCCCGCACGCCAGCUCGUCCUGCGUCCUCGUAUCCGCCGUGGCCCGGCGGCGAUCCUAGCCGGGUUCGGCCGGGCCGUCGUUCAUAUGGCCGUGGUGGUGGCCAGACGGGACGGGACGUACGGAAGCGCAGCCCCUCUCGCAGCCAGCGCUGGCUGCUGUGCUACCGACGGCACGGGCUGGCUCUGGAUAUAAAAGCGCGUGGGAAGCCGGUUGUUUGGUUCUAGUUACCAGCCAGCACCGCCCAUCACUCGCUCUCUCUCUAUCAGAGCUCCGACUUCAGCUAUAGCUACAACAGUAAACAUGCAGUUCACCACCGCCCUCCUCGCUGCCUUUGCCGCCACGGCCUCGGCCCGCAUCGUCGGCAUCUCGGCCCCCAAGCAGGUCGUCCCCGGCGAGGCUUUCCCCGUCACCAUCCGCACCGAGGGCUACAUCCAGAGCGUCGAGGACGUGGCCAUUGUGUUUGGAGCCAGCACGCCGGCGCAGGCGUAUCCCGGAACGCUGGGCCGCGACCUUUUGUUGCAGAAGAUUCUCGGACCCGAUCUCUCCAACGUGAACAACAACAUCUCCACGCGCGUCACGCUGCCCGCCGACUUCGAGAAGGGCAAGGCCGUCCUCGUCGGCGCCCUCUACUCCAUCUACGGUGCCAGCCACUCGCCUCUCGUCCAGUCCUUCAACGUUACCAUCGACGUCGCCGACACCGCCAACUGGGGCGAGUACGUCGACAGCAAGGGCAGCGUUUAAACGGCCUAUCUACGCAGGCCCUCCCCGCUUGCCCAUCGUUCUCCCUGUAUGUAUGAUGUAUGUAAGAUUAGUUAGUUAGCGUAUACGACAUAAUGUGUAACUGUCAACUACCCACCACCACCCGACCCUACGUCGCAAACUCGUCCACCACGCCCCUAACGCCAUCCUCGCGCCUUCCAAGCGGUGUCCACCGCACGUCGUGCAUGCCAAACGCGUGCAGCCCUCCCAGCUCCACCCCCCUCGCCGUCCCAGUCCACUGCUCCCCCGCCGCAAUCCCCACCACCGCAACCAGCACGCCGUAGCGAUACUCUGGCGAGCCGACCGCCUCCCCGCUCUGCGCGUCAAUAACUGCAAUCAGGUCCGGGACAGUGGCCAGCGGCGUCUCCACGCCACCAGGCUCUAUAGCCAGGACAGCGAUAUUCUCGUUCUUGAAGGGGAUCUUGACGCGGGUCGCGUACCUCUCUUUCCAUCCUUCCCUAACCUCCUCCUCCUCCUCCC